Arvicola amphibius (Eurasian water vole) is the source of this 930-nucleotide messenger RNA. RefSeq names its product olfactory receptor 4P4. The transcript has 3 exons. The record is from RefSeq and is a predicted model, not a curated record. Gene Ontology annotation, cellular component: membrane. Gene Ontology annotation, molecular function: olfactory receptor activity; G protein-coupled receptor activity. NCBI's taxonomy places the organism in Eukaryota, Metazoa, Chordata, Mammalia, Rodentia, Cricetidae. Gene Ontology annotation, biological process: G protein-coupled receptor signaling pathway. The coding region runs from base 1 to 930 and encodes 309 amino acids.
AUGGACUAUAGAACUAAUAUCACAGAAUUUGUUCUUCUAGGACUUUCUCAGACAAAAGAAAUACAAGCUCUCUGUUUUGUCUUAUUUUUACUUUGUUACAUUGCAAUUUUAUUUGGGAACCUACUUAUCAUGAUUUCUGUCACAUGUAGUCACCUUAUCAAUCAACCCAUGUAUUUCUUUCUGAGUUACCUCUCAUUCUCAGAUCUGUGUUACACCUCCACUGUGACCCCCAAGCUGAUCAUCGACUUAGUAGCCACACGAAAGUCAAUUUCCUACAACGGCUGCAUGACACAGCUCUUCACCAUGCACUUCUUCGGGGGCAUUGAGGUCUUUAUCCUCACAGGAAUGGCCUACGACCGUUACGUGGCCAUCUGCAAACCCCUGCACUACACCAUCAUCAUGAGCAGGCGAAAGUGCGAUGCGGUGAUAGCUGCUUCCUGUGCUGGGGGAUUCCUGCAUUCCUUUGGUCAAUUUCUCCUGGCCGUAUUCUUACCUUACUGUGGCCCAAAUGAAAUAGAUCACUACUUCUGUGAUGUGUACCCUCUGCUCAAACUGGCCUGUACAGACACCAGAAAUAUUGGUUUCUUGGUUAUUGCUAACUCUGGCCUGAUGGGCUUAGUGACUUUUGUGGUCUUGUUGAUAUCGUAUGCUGUGAUCAUAUAUACUGUCCGGUCUUACUCUGCAGAGAAUCGUCGCAAAGCCCUUUCCACUUGCAGUUCCCACAUAACUGUGGUGGUCUUAUAUUUUGUACCUUGCAUAUUUGUGUACAUGAGACCUGCAACUACAUUAUCCAUUGAUAAAGAGGUUGCUAUUUUUUAUACUGUAAUAACUCCCAUGCUAAAUCCAUUAAUCUACACCUUGAGAAAUAGUCAGAUGAAAAAUGCCAUUAAGAUAUUUUUUAGUAGAAAAAUUCAGUCAGAGGACAAAUAA